Messenger RNA from Gongylonema pulchrum, 408 nucleotides. The record is from the annotation of a GenBank genome assembly. NCBI's taxonomy places the organism in Eukaryota, Metazoa, Nematoda, Chromadorea, Rhabditida, Gongylonematidae.
AUGAAUGUGCGAAUUACGCUUCUGUCGUUAAUACACGUCCUGUACACCGCUUUUGCAAAUAUUGUAACUGAAGUUGCAGACACCACCAACAAAGCAUCACUUGUUGAAGCGUCAGUGGCAGCCGAUGCUCGUCCCUUACGCCGAACCACUCAUGGCGAGAUACAGGGCUAUUUCAUGGAAUCAAGUGGAACCCUGGCUGAAGUUUAUGAAGCUGUCCCAUAUGCUCAGCCACCAAUCGCCUCCUUACGUUUCCAACCGCCGAAGCCACUUGGCGAAUGGAAUGAAACGCUAGACUGUGGCAAGGAUCGAAUGGUUCGAUGCGUACAGUUUGGAGAAAAACACAGCAAAACUGAAACCGAAGAUUGCUUGUACCUCAACAUCAUAAUACCUCGCAAACAAGUGGUCUGA